Molecule: messenger RNA, 1965 nt
Organism: Tachysurus vachellii
Lineage: Eukaryota; Metazoa; Chordata; Actinopteri; Siluriformes; Bagridae
Gene: rnpc3
Product: RNA-binding region (RNP1, RRM) containing 3
Exons: 16
Coding region: 127-1659 (510 amino acids)
Biological process (GO): mRNA splicing, via spliceosome
Cellular component (GO): U12-type spliceosomal complex
Molecular function (GO): U12 snRNA binding; pre-mRNA intronic binding; protein binding
Source: RefSeq, a predicted model, not a curated record
CAUCCCGCUCACUAUGUAGUGUGUGACGUCACCGCAUCCAGCUCACUAUGUAGUGCACACGGUGCUAAUAUUGUGGUUUGAGUUACGGCCGCUAAUUGGUGAGGCAAUUUAAACCAGGUGUGAGUCAUGGCGGAGCAGGACGAGGACAGUGUCCACACUAAACGCAGUAAGACCCUGAUUGUGAGACACCUUCCUGCAGACCUGAGCCGUGAGGAGAAAGAGGACCUGCUGGUGUAUUUCGGCGCCUUGUCUGUGCGCGUUCUCUCCGAUAAAGGCCCUUUAAAACACACCGCUUUUGCCACGUUCUCUAGUGAAACAUCAGCGUCGAAGGCUCUGAGGAGACUCCAUCAGUUGAGGAUUCUGGGCCACACGCUGGUUGUGGAGUUUUCAAAGGAUCAAGAUAACACGGUCGUGCUGAAGAGUCCGAAGGUUUCCGACAGGUUUGCUGAUGAUCCAAAUGAAAAGGAGAAGAAGGAGAAUCAGCAGCCGAACCUUCCUCUCAUCGACAACGGCAUCGCUCCCUCUCUCGGGUUAAAUUUCCAACCAAAUCCGACACUGAAAUAUUUAUACCCUGUUCCAUCGAGUGCCAUCCUGACAAACAUCACACACACACUCCUGAGCGUGCCCAAGUUCUACGUACAGGUUCUUCACCUGAUGAAUAAGAUGAACCUGCCAUGUCCGUUCGGACCCGUAACCACCCCUCCUCCUGCGUACACAAUAGCUCACGACUGGAUGCCCCACAUGGUCCCGCCUCCCCCUGUGUUACCCCCGGAGAACCCCCCGCUGCCUGAGGGCACCAGCGAUGAAGAGCAGGAGUCGGAAUACGAGAGCGGAGAUGACGAAGAUAAAGAGAGGAUGAUCAGGAUGAUGGGGCUCAUUAACCAGCCAUGCAAACGACCUCUGAGAACAAAGAUGGCUGCCACAAGGAAGAAACCCAAACUUAAGGACCUGUUGUUUACCCCGAAACCUGAAUCACACAGCGCUCCCGGUCCCACUCUGAGGCCCUCUGACGUGUUCGAGCAGCCGCUCCAUCUCGGACCCAAGAAGAUCGAGUUCCACAUCCCGGCCGAGACGAGCGCGAGGGCGCAGGAGGAGGAGGAGGAGGAGGAGGAUGAGGAUGAGAAGGAGACUCAGGAGGAAGCAGCAGACUUGGUGGAGCAGGAAGCAGCAGGGUCAGGAUUUGGGAAGCUGUAUCCCAGCAUACAGAGCUGCAGAGAGGAGGAGAGUGGAGAGAAAGAGGAUGAAAUCCCCUCUGAGUUCAUCACCAGAAGAGAGCUAGAGAAAGGCCGACUCUCCAGAGAUGAGAUGAAGAGGAUGUCCGUGUUUAAGAACUAUGAACCUGGAGAAGCGACGUGUAGGCUUUAUGUGAAGAACAUCGCCAAACAAGUGGAAGAAAAAGACCUGAAAUAUAUCUACAGCAGGUACAUCGACACCUCAUCAGAGGAUGAGAGAAACAGGUUUGAUAUCGUUUUAAUGAAGGAGGGAAGAAUGAAAGGUCAAGCCUUCAUUGGGCUUCCCAGUGAGAAAAGUGCAGAGAAGGCCUUGAGGGACACGAACGGAUACGUCCUACACGACAAGCCCCUAGUGGUCCAAUUCGCUCGAUCGGCGAAACCUAGACAGGACACGACGGAUUCCAAGGCUGGAACAAAAAAACACUGAGAGGGGAUGUUGAAGUGACGUCAGUCUCGACUCCGCAGCACUGUGUAUCCUUAACCCUGCAUAUCCUUUCAGACCGAUUCUACACAUUAUUAUUAUUACGUAAUAAAAUCAUUUAGCCACGGUGUUUACGUACCUUGUUGUUUUUAGCUCCACGUUCUCUCACUUGUAAUUUCAGCUCCCAGGUGAAGAAGCUCCUCCUCAGUAUCUUCAUGAGAAGUUCCUCGGUUCCUCACUUUCUGAGUCCAAUCUUCACUUAUUAUUACUGUGUCUUUAAUGUAACGUGAUGAAAUAAAGUAUUUCACAUCA